AUGCAUCUUAUGUACACUACUGGAAGCGACGGCAAGCGGGUCUAUACUCUCAAGAAGACCACCGAGUCUGGCGAGAUUACCAAGAGCGCCCACCCCGCCCGAUUCUCUCCCGACGACAAGUACUCUCGACAGCGAGUCACUCUCAAGAAGCGAUUCAACCUGUUGCCUACUCAGCAGGGUGAGUAUUAA
Messenger RNA from Yarrowia lipolytica CLIB122, 189 nucleotides. RefSeq lists its product as uncharacterized. The record is from RefSeq and is a predicted model, not a curated record. Gene Ontology annotation, cellular component: box H/ACA snoRNP complex. Lineage: Eukaryota; Fungi; Ascomycota; Dipodascomycetes; Dipodascales. Gene Ontology annotation, biological process: snRNA pseudouridine synthesis; ribosome biogenesis; positive regulation of telomerase RNA localization to Cajal body. Gene Ontology annotation, molecular function: telomerase RNA binding; snoRNA binding.